UGCUUUCAUUUACAGGUUUGCCAUCAAAACGUUUACAUGGGUGGUGAAAGGAUUCUUCCUUCAGAAUGCGUGAAAUAAAAGUCUACACUCUGCUUUUCUGGUUAAGUUUUACAGCAGUGCGCAGUCAGCAAGACGUCAGCCCCCCAAGGAUCUUAAAUGGCGAAGAAAUUCUUGGAAAUGGAGGACCUGUAACACUGACUUGCGAGGGAGACGAACCUCUCGUCUGGACAUACAAGUACCUGAAUUGCCAUUAUGACAUGGGAAAGCAGACCCAGACGUCGAAGACAGAUGGCUCCUAUCAAUCCCAACUGACGCUAAAUGGCCAUAACAGCCAAGGUCAUUACCACUGCCAUUACAACAACACUAGCCUGAGUGACCCUGGGGCAUCAGCCAGCACCUAUGUCUACCUUUUUUCUGAUGAAGAAGACUUUGCCGAAGUAAAAUCAGAUCGGUGUCAAAACUCCACAACCACAAGGAAUGUCGGUGGCCAAGUGGUACUAGACUGUAGACCCACCCAGCCCAAUCUUACAGUUGUCGUUAAACAUGGUGACGAGGAGAUCCACCGGGGUCCUUUGGAGGAUCCGAGGGCGGGCUAUGUGCUACGAAAUCUGACGAAGGGCAACCAGGGAAAAUAUAAGUGCUAUAUUCAUGACCAUGAAGAACCCAGGCAGUUUGUUGUGAGAGAUAACAAUCGAGACAGCACCAGAACAUCGUCGUGUUAAUUCGCACAUGUAUUAUACCAGUAACCUUCUCAUCCACAACGUCACAAUGGAGGACAGCGGAACAUACAAAUGCACAGUCAACAUCAAGGAUCAUUCUCCCUUACAGAUGGCACAGAACAUAAGCAUUAAAGAGAAUCAGACUCCCUUCCUAGAAGUCGGCCCUGUCACACAAAACAUCACUUGCACAGCAGGAGAGGACGCACUUUGGAAGUUGGACGUUGUAAGCUUUCCUCCAUUCCCGAUAUUUCAGACAAGCAGCGAGUUCGACGUCAAGCAGAACGAGAACGGCACAACCGAACUUAAGAAAGAAAGAGUGACACCUUCUGACUUCGGCGAGCACUCGGUGAACCUAACGACAAGGAGCAACCCACUCGGUCUCAAAACCGCGCAAGUUUACUUGUACCUGAAAGUCAAAAGCGAGACGGAACUCAAAAUAACGGGAAUCAACGCUACCACAAGGCCAAACGCCACGAUAACUCUCAGUUGCAGUGCUACUGGGUAUCCUAUGGAGAACAUCACUUGGCAUUAUCAGUCCUGCCCAAACGGCGUACCAUGCCCAAAAUUCUUCAGUGAGCUAGAGGAUUCUCAGAUUACGUAUGAAGUACACAAGGAGAACCACCAUUCAUCCGAAUGCACAUUUGUGGCUACAGAAUCUGCCAGGAUCCUAUGUCGAUCUGGAAAGAAAAACGAAUCUGCUGAUAUUGUCAUUUCAGAGUUCGAACAGCCUUUUUCCUUCAAGUACAGCGGCACCGGUGGAAUGAAGGACCUGCAAGCAACUUCUAAUGACACUUCAGUCGAGACAGACGCUUUCACUUUGACUUGCGCAGCCGCCAAGUUCUACUUUCGUAACGUCUCUCUGGCGUUCUCGCACACAGACGAGGGAGUGUCUUCAGGAGAUAAUGAAGUACCUGUUGCAUACAAAGAAAAUGAUCUCGACCUGAUUGCUACCUUAGACGUUGCAAACGUCAGCAGUAUAUACGAAGGGACGUACAAGUGCACUGGACUCCCAAAACCAGGUGUUGAGAGCAGCGAAAUAACAUUGUACCACAAAGUCGAAGCUCUCAUCCCUGUAGCUCUCAACACAACAGGAAACAUGUGGCCAGAUGACCACGAGGAAAUUUGGAUGGCCGGAAAUGCUUUCGCUUUCAAUUGUUUCGUCUCCGGGACGCCUGUCAUCGACAUCUCCUGGACAAAAGAGAAUCAGCCUCUUCCCAGUAAUUUCGGCGAAUUCAGGGAGAACAACCAGACCAUAACGAUCCCUCGCCUAGAUCCCAAAAUACACUCAGGUCAUUAUGUAUGUGAGGCUAAAAAUAGGGGUGGAUCUGUAAGGGGAUUUCUCACCCUAACUGUGAAAGUAUCCAGCAAAACCUUGGAAAUUGCCAUAGGUAUCAUCACACCCUUCAUCAUCUGCCUCGUGGUGGUAGUUAUCGUGUUGUUACUAAAACUAAGACGAGAUUUCCUAAAGCGAUGUGAGGCAGAAAAGGAACUGGCUUUCCUCUUCAUGAAAGGACGGCCCACUGAACUCAACCCAUACUGCACAGCUGACGAACAAGCCGAGCUUCUUCCUUAUGACCACAAAUGGGAAGUUUCUAAGGACCAAAUACAAUUGGGCCAGCAACUUGGAGCCGGUGCCUUUGGCCGUGUAGUCAAAGCCACAGUAUCGAACCUGGAGCCUGGGAUACCAAAAACAGCUGUUGCACUCAAAAUGUGCAAGAUGCAAGCAGAUACUACCCAGAUCACAGCACUCACUCAAGAACUGAAAAUUAUGAUUCACAUCGGAAAACAUCUUAACAUUGUCAAUCUUAUGGGUGCUUACACUGAUAAUGUUGGCAAAGGAGAGCUAUGGAUUCUUGUUGAGUACUGCCAGCAUGGCAACCUUCUCCAAUUCCUUCACUUUCAUCGGCAUAAUUUUGAGAAUGUUAUCGACCCCAUCACCGACUUGGUCAACUUGGGUGGAAGAGAUGGUGGAGAGAGCAUUUCACCUCUCUCGCCAGUUCUCAAAUCUCCAGGGUCUGUCAAAUCAUGCAGUGACCCUCAGUCCCAAUGUGAGAUUUUAUUGGAGUCUCCAGCAUCAACUAAAGUUCUCUAUUCAUCUUCGAUCUUUCGGAGUGGGAAUUCCUUCACCAACAGAAUGAAGAUGGAGCAGAAUCCUUCUUACCAGAUGGCACCAGCAGCAAAUGAGGCAGCACUGGAGAACGGACCAAGAAAUCACAACAAGAAGCAGCAGUCAUUAAAAGUGAUUGACUCCCUGGGAAACUAUUUCAUAUAUGAUAAGAGCACAAUUCCCGGAGUGACGUCACCUUUCACGACUGUCGACCUUAUUUGUUGGUCUUGGCAAGUGGCCGAGGGCAUGGACUACUUGACCCACAGAAAGGUUUUACAUGGAGAUUUAGCAGCAAGAAACCUGCUUCUGGCCGAGGCCAAUGUUGUGAAGAUCAGUGACUUUGGCUUCUCAAGAGACAUCUAUAAGGAUGACAUAUACCUUAAACAAACCUGUGGCCCCAUGCCAGUGAAGUGGAUGUCAAUCGAGGCCAUUCGCGACACAAUAUUCUCCGUCCAGAGCGACAUCUGGUCUUUUGGCGUGACUCUAUGGGAACUCUUCAGUUUGGGGUCUACACCAUAUCCAGGUGUCAAAAUGGACAACACAUUCGUACAGAGUCUACAGGAUGGAUACCGAAUGGAGAAACCUGAAUACGCAAACACUGACCUGUAUAAAAUCAUGUGUCAGUGCUGGGAGUCUCUCCCUAAAGAUCGGCCUUCCUUUCGACAUUUGGCCGACGAGCUCAGCAAGAUGCUAUUGCCCGAGACAACUCAGUACUACAACACCAAGAAUGGAGAGUACUUGAACAUGAAUAAGGAGCGUUUCAGACACGAGACAGAUUACUUGGAGAUGUUGGCAUCACCUGACAUCAGAGAGGUGAACAUGAAAUACCCUGGAACUUCACCAGGAGAGCUUAUAAGUUUUUUACUGGCUAAAAGGUGCCUAAAUAUUACUAACAGAACAACACAAGCAUUACACAUGCUCUCCUACACAGCACAAGUGCAGCAAGCAGUUAAAAAUUCUGAAACAAGUACCAACAAGUUACUGAACACAAAUAAAAUAAAAAUGUAA
Molecule: messenger RNA, 3834 nt
Organism: Macrobrachium nipponense
Lineage: Eukaryota; Metazoa; Arthropoda; Malacostraca; Decapoda; Palaemonidae
Product: vascular endothelial growth factor receptor kdr-like
Exons: 25
Coding region: 730-3834 (1034 amino acids)
Biological process (GO): multicellular organism development; positive regulation of kinase activity; protein phosphorylation
Cellular component (GO): plasma membrane; signaling receptor complex
Molecular function (GO): ATP binding; transmembrane receptor protein tyrosine kinase activity
Source: RefSeq, a predicted model, not a curated record